This is a messenger RNA of Rodentolepis nana, 2076 nucleotides long. The record is from the annotation of a GenBank genome assembly. NCBI's taxonomy places the organism in Eukaryota, Metazoa, Platyhelminthes, Cestoda, Cyclophyllidea, Hymenolepididae.
AUGAGCAUCUCAAAGCGAACAAAUCGUAACGGUGGCAACUUACGCACUUCACCUCAGUGUUUCCCUCGUAUCGAAGUAACUGGGCCGCCAACUGACGGUAUAACAAGUGGACGAUCUUCCACUCUUACGAAAUCCCCUUCACCUCUACCUGGCCCCACUAGAGUGACUCUGGCACCUCCAAGGGACCCUCAUGUCUCAUCUGUACUUCCCUCUCAACAAUCUCAUCACUCUUCUUCUCCACAACCUCAAGGUACCCCUCCUCUGUGUAUUUCUCGAAGGGGGUCAGCUAUUGGAGGAUCUCAUUCAAUGACCGCUGGCUCAUCCUCAUUUAGGAAAAGGUCGGUGGUGGGAGGAAUCGGCCUGCGAUCUAGAACCCCAAGUAUUUAUCAAAGACAUGGAAGCAGAAGGAUGAGUACAAUGGACCAACUUCCAUUCGUCGUCAGAUGGAUCAUUGAUUCAGCAAUCCCGCCUUAUGGAUAUGACGAAAGUGCGCGCGAUCCAAGUCUGAAAAGAAAUCUAGAUAUGCGUCACCGAUAUCGAAAUAUAUCCGAUGCCACGCAAUCUGGCGAAAUUUCAGACUUUCAUACAUAUAGUCACGAUGCAUCGCAGUCUCGAAGUCCCGCAGUAUCGUUUAUUGAUGAUCCUUCAUCUCGGGGAUUCCUUCCAGAUCAACAUCGGCAUUCCCAGCCUAGCAAACAAGGACUUCAGAGAAUCUCCUCAGUUUCUUUGCCAGAUUUGGGAGAUUUAGACAAAAACAGUCAUGACGUACAUUUCAAUGUGUCUGCUGAUUCAGAUUCUAGACUCAGCCUUGGAUCUAAGAAUCUUGAUAGGGAAAUGGAAGUUCGAAUCGUUGACAAUGUAGAGGAAAGAGUAGUAAAAGCAGAUGCAGACAAGUCUUUGAAUGAGGGAGGAGACUGUGAAGAUGCGAAAUAUGCUGAUCCCUUUCUCAAGUGGGCCAAGAAAGGCAUGUGGCAUCAUCUCAUAUACACCCUCUGUCCAGUUGAUAUAUCUGAAUGGCAUGAAUUAUCCAUUCCAGUUAAACUCAUCCAAAUCAUCCAAGCUCCCAUCUUUCUUCUCUUCAGCUUGACUAUUCCUGUAGUAUAUGAGGAUCUUGAACCUAGUCACCAACCAGCUCGUGAUAGUGAAAUUCAAAUGUUCGGAGAUGGAAAUGAAGAAGGAGUUAUAAGUGAUGUAAUUUUACCGACCUUUUCUGGGGACACAGAAUUAGCUGGUAAUGCAGGUGUAUCACAUAAUCAUGCAUCUCAAAUCACUGCUGAGUUAAAUGAUGAAAGUAGAUCCUAUAUUGAUUUAUCUUCAGUGGAUAUUGAUGAUCUGCAUGGCUGGUGUCGACUCCUCAAUUGCUUCCAGUGCUUAAUUACUCCGAUGCUCUGGGUGCUCCUUAUCACAGUUGGAGGUAUGCCACUGGGCUUGUACAAAAUUGGAAAUUCAAAUCUCCCAGUGGUGGUAAUAGUUCUAUUAAUAUCCUCCAGUUUGGCAAUCACCAUUUUCGUAACUUCGAGAUGGGAUCGUGCACCUGUACCCUAUCACCGACCCUUCUUUGCUAUUCUGGGAUUUCUCACCUCAAUUGUUUGGAUCUACGCAAUUGCGCAUGAACUUGUGAACUCACUCGAAGCCCUUGGAAUAGUCUGGGAGAUAAGUGAGGCCAUUCUUGGCAUUACUGUCAUGGCCUUUGCUAAUUCCAUUAGCGACCUAAUGUCCAAUUCAUUAUUGGCACACAAUGGUUAUCCCCGAAUCGCCUUUGCCGCUUGCAUUGGCUCACCACUUUUCAACCUACUUGUAGGCGCUGGCGCCUCGUACACCAUAAAAUUAGCUCGUUCAGGUGACCACAAGGCCGAUAUGUCCUUCACUCUUACCCAUGCUCUCCUAUUUUCCUUCUUAAUUGGGGUCUUAAUGAUGAAUCUUAUUGUUGCUUUCGCCACAAGAUUCCAGAUGCGCCGAAGUUACGGCAUUGUUCUACUAACAACAUAUGCUAUUUUUAUGGUUCUGGCUAUUUUAGUAGAAGCUGAUGUAAUUGUGCCUCCGAAGGAGUGGAACUUGCUCACAGGAACUGAGUAG